AUGGCUGAUUCCCUUGUUGCACUAGUAGAGCAGAAUGCAGCUACUAGUAUUGCUUUAGGUGGUGCACUUGUCGUUGCAGCAGUUGGUCUAACAGCAGCCAAAGUGCUAAGUGGCAAAACAUCGCCAGCUACGACAGCCUCUAAGAAAAAGAAAAACAAGAGCAAGAGUAAGAAGAAAACAGCUGAGACUGGUGCAGCUGCUACUACUGCUACUUCUACUGCUGGUACUAAUGCUGCUACACCUGCUGAGAAGGAGAGUGUAUCGGAUAUUAAUUUGGAGGAGUUUGUGGAUGAUGGUCCGGACUCAGAGGAAGAAGAAGCCAUUCGUGCAGAAAGACGUAAGCUCAAGCUGAAGCAAAAGAAGAAAAAUGCCAAGGCCAAGCAGCGCGCAGCUGUGAGCUCUUCUGGAAAACCGGUGGUGGACACGGAGAAGGAGAAAGAAAAGGAGAAGAAGAAGAAGGCUGCAGCUGUUGCUCUAAAGCAGGACGCUGAUGAGGGCUGGGAAACGGUUGUCAGCAAGAAGAAGACCUUGAAGGCCAAACAACAGUAG
Molecule: messenger RNA, 549 nt
Organism: Peronospora belbahrii
Lineage: Eukaryota; Oomycota; Peronosporomycetes; Peronosporales; Peronosporaceae
Source: the annotation of a GenBank genome assembly